This is a messenger RNA of Anthostomella pinea, 825 nucleotides long. The record is from the annotation of a GenBank genome assembly. NCBI's taxonomy places the organism in Eukaryota, Fungi, Ascomycota, Sordariomycetes, Xylariales, Xylariaceae.
AUGGUUCCUCAUAUCCCAGCCGAGAUACUUACUUUGAUCUUCGAGCAUCUCCACCACGAAGAUGAUCGAACGACUCUGGCAAACAUCGUCCAGGCGUUCAAGUGGUUUCGGACACAUGGCCAGCCCCCAUUGUACCGCUCAUUCGAGGUCUACCCGCCCUGGCAUGAUUACCACUACGACCAUCGCCGCGCAGUCACGCCGUUCUACCGUGCCAUUGCAGAGUCUCCGCAUCUCCGCCCGUACCUGGAAGAGUGGGCUCGGCUUUCUGAAACAACUCGCCUGCUGUCUCUGACGAGGGUCCGGACGGCUUUUCGACUACCGCAAAGCACAACGACACACACAUCCACAAUCUCGGAUCACCUAUGGUUCAUGACGCACCAACUAAGGGCUUUGCUUGCCGUGGCUCCCAACAUCCAGCACUUGUUUUUGGAAAAAUGCCUCUUUAGCGAUGGUGACUUCGAGCUGCCGAAGUUGACGAAGCUGGUGCUCGUGGACUGCUUCCUGAAGCUUGAUGACCUCACCAACCUUCUCAAGACCUCCUGCCUGGAGAAGUUCGUGCGGUCUGGCUACCGGCUUCGCGAGGUUGGUCAAGCCACCGCCGAGUCUAUGGUUGGCCUGCUCCGCCGGUCAAAGCAGACACUGCAGCAUCUGGAGAUCGACUUGAGGAAGGGGAACGCUUCGACCCCACGCACAGUCUCAUGUUAUCUACCCACUACACGUCCAGCCACUGCCCCUGCAGAAUAUAUCCGGUCACUCAAGGAUUUCCCACAACUCAGAAUAGUCAAGCUAUCCCAGGACGCUUUCUACAAGCCACCAGGACUCUGA